Messenger RNA from Trichobilharzia szidati, 656 nucleotides. The record is from the annotation of a GenBank genome assembly. NCBI's taxonomy places the organism in Eukaryota, Metazoa, Platyhelminthes, Trematoda, Strigeidida, Schistosomatidae.
UGGUGACAUUUUUGCACGUGUUUGCUCUGAUAUUCAUUUACUGCUUAUAGUCAUAUAAUCCUUGAAAUUAUGGUCCAAAUUUCUAAAAAACGUGUUCGUAGAAACACAGUUGUUUUAGAUAGUGCCUCAACCUCGGUUAUAACUGCAUUACCACCCUGUAAUACAGCAUUAACUACUAGCUCACAAAAUGGCUUGAGUGCAAUUCUCACUCCUGUGAUACAGAUGAAAGAUGUUCUGUUAGAGAACUCUGAGAUCUGUAAAUUAGACCUCCUUGUGAAAGAUAUCCAAAGGCAAGUAAAUGAACUUCAGGAAAAAUUAGGUCAGUUUGAUAGAAUGUCACUGCCAAUGUCAAAUAUCACGGAGAGCGGUUCUGAUAUUGGCCAGGUUAAGUCUUUACUGGAUGUAACUCAAAGCAAGCUUUCGGAUUUAGACCCAAUAGCCUGUCUGUUAAGAAAGCAUCCUAAAAUGUCUCCAGACACCCUAAAUAAGGCUGAAAAUCUGAUUGACUGCUUGGCUGCGGAGGUUAUACGCUUCAUCACCUCCGCAGCCAAGCAGUCAAUCAGAUUUUCGGCCUUAUUUAGGGUGUCUGGAGACAUUUUAGGAUGCUUUCUUAACAGACAGGCUAUUGGGUCUGAAUCCGAAAGCUUGCUUUGAGU